Molecule: messenger RNA, 1888 nt
Organism: Chelonus insularis
Lineage: Eukaryota; Metazoa; Arthropoda; Insecta; Hymenoptera; Braconidae
Product: BUD13 homolog
Exons: 4
Coding region: 54-1850 (598 amino acids)
Biological process (GO): mRNA splicing, via spliceosome
Cellular component (GO): U2-type spliceosomal complex; RES complex
Molecular function (GO): RNA binding
Source: RefSeq, a predicted model, not a curated record
UCUCUUCUCUGGUCUUGUCUCUGUUCCAAGAAUUCCAUCAAUUUGGUUAUCUGAUGAAUAAGAUGGAAACAAAAAUUAGUCAAAAAGAAUAUUUAAAAAAAUAUCUCGGAGGUUCUAAUGAAGCAAAGAAAAAGAAGAAAAAAAAAUUCAAAAUUGGAGUAAAGAAAGUUAAAAUCAUUGAUGAUGAUGUCGACCUAAAUAAUAUACGUCCAGUAGAAGAUGAAGAAUUUGCAAUUUUAAACAAUACAGAAGAUGCACCCCAAAUUGUCGGAGUAGUUGAUGAAAGAGGACCUACAGAUUUUUCGGAUAGAAAAAAAUGGAAAGUUAUAGCUGAUGAUGGUGAAGGAAACGUUGCUAUCACGUCAUUUAAUAAUGACAAUACUUUUAUUUCUCAAAAGAAAGAUUCAUUUAUGAGUAAGGACUCUAAAGUAAAAAAGAUUGAAACCAGUUCUGAAAAAACUUCUAAGAAACGAAAACAUCUUGAUGAAGAUUCAAGUCCAUCUCAUAAAUUUCAAAGUGAAGUUGAUUCAGAUCUCAAUUUACCACGUAAACACAAAAAGUCACAUCAUUCCAGACACAAUAAUGAAUCAGAUUCCGACUUAAGCCCAACUCGAGAGCCACGAAAACAAUCCUAUAAAGCAUCUAAAAGUAAUAAACAAUAUGAUUCAGAUAUGGAUCUAUCACAAAAGUCACAUCGAAAUCAUAGAACUUCUAAAAACAGGAGUAAUUUAGAUUUAGAUCUAAGUUCGUCACGAAAAGAAUUAAAAAAAACACAGAAUCGUGAUUGGUCGGAUUCAGACUUGAGUCCCCCUCGAGACUCACAUAAAAACUCAAUUAAAUCAUCAAGAAAUAAUCGAGGAUCAGAUUCCGAUUUAAGUCCGCCUCGUAGAUAUGAAAAUUCAAAAAAAUACAGAGAUGUUGAUCCAAAAUGUAAACCAUCGCAUAAAUCGUCUAGAAUGUCGCCAAGAAGAACAAGAAAUCAUCAUGAAAAAUUAGACUCAAAUUAUAAUUCAUAUCGUAAAUCUCAUAACAAAUCAAUCAGAAACCCAAAAAGCAGAGAAUCAGAUUCAGAUUUAAGUCCACCUAGACACUCUAGAUCAGAGUCCAAUAAUUUCAGACAUUCUUCAAAAUUACCAGAAUCAUCAAGACAUGAAAGAAGAUUGUCAGAAAGUCGGCAAUCUAAAUUAGAUAGAUAUCGCAACAAAUCAAGAAGUCCAGAAAAUCAUAGACAAUUGAAGAAGACUUUAGAUGGUAAAACAGCUGGAUUACAAAAUGCUCAAGAUUUGAGGGAAGAAACGAUGGCUCAUAAAAAGAGAGAAGCUGAAUUAUUCCGUCAAAUGGACAGUGAAACAAGUGGAGUUGGUCAAGCAGCAGUAUUGAGAGAUAAGAAAACAGGGAAAAGAAGAAAUUUAGAAGCUGAAGCUGCUGAACGUGAAGAAAAAGAGAAACGACAGAAAGAAAUCGAUGAAAAAUAUGCUCGAUGGGGCAAAGGGUUGAAACAAGUUGAUGAUCGGAUGGAAAAAUUGAAAGACGAUCUUUAUGAAAUGAGCAAACCUUUAGCAAGAUAUGCAGAUGAUGCCGAUCUUGAUGCAAGACUUCGUGCAGUUGAACGAGAGGGUGACCCUAUGUUAGAAUACAUUAAAAAGAAACAAAUAAAGGAAGGAAAAAGACAGCCUGAUGAACCGAGCUAUCAAGGGUCAUUCAUGCCUAAUCGUUUUGGUAUUAGACCAGGUCAUCGUUGGGACGGAGUUGAUCGAAGUAAUGGUUAUGAAAAAAAGUGGUUUGAAGCUCAAAAUGCUAAGGCUGCUAUACAAGAAGAAGCUUAUAAAUGGAGUACAUCAGAUAUGUAAUUAUUUGAAUUAAAUCCGAUUCAUUUAUAAAGAUGAAA